Messenger RNA from Sorghum bicolor (sorghum), 1343 nucleotides. RefSeq names its product serine/arginine repetitive matrix protein 1-like. The record is from RefSeq and is a predicted model, not a curated record. The coding region runs from base 1 to 882 and encodes 293 amino acids. Lineage: Eukaryota; Viridiplantae; Streptophyta; Magnoliopsida; Poales; Poaceae. The transcript has 3 exons.
AUGAAGAAGACCCGACCCGACCCGACCGCGAUCGAGGUCACCGGUCACCGGUCACCGCGCGCGGGGGACGAGAGGGAGGACGAGGAAAAAGGCCGGCCCAUCAAGCUCGCCAGCGCAGAACCAGCAGACCGCCGGAGAUGUGGCGCGGUGCCUGCUGGUGCGGCCGUGGCGUGUUGCGCGCCCACGUCGGUUGGCCCCAUGCAACUCCCUCCACGGCUCCACGUCCGCCGUGCCUACCUCCCCAGCCACACAAACCCAAGGGAUAUUCUCAGAAAAAAUAAAAUCCCCUUAUCUCCACCAGUGGCCCAACCAGACGCCAACCCUAACACCCGUGGCCCAACCAGACGCCCCACACCGCUGCUCCCGCCGCCGACGCCCGCACGCCGCCGAAGCCCCCGCGCCGCCACCGCAGUACUGCUGCUCCCCGUGCGCCGCCGCCGCCGCCGCCGCCGUCCAGAUCCCCCGGCCCCGCCCCUGUCCCGCCCCUCCCCGGCCCCGUGCGCCACCGCCACCGCCGCCCCUCCCCGGCCCCGUGCGCCGCCGCCGCUCCUUCCCUGGGCCCUCGCACAGCCAAAGGGCGUCGGCGAGAGGACAAGACCAUGGAUGCUCCGCUCUCUGGGUCAGGUUCUCGCCGAGGUAACCUCCUCCUCCUCCCGUGUCUUGGUCUGGAUUUUAAUUUCCAUCUGCUGCCGCUGGCUUUUGUUCCCCCUGAAUUUAUUUGAUCUGAUAGUUGCAGCACACUUCCGUUCAGAUGUUGGUAAAUUUCGUUACUGUGUUGGUUAUCUAGUUGCAGCACACUUCCGUAGCAGAUUCAGAUGGCAAAUAACCGUAGUGGUCACUCAGAUUCAGAUGGUUCAACAGGAGUUGGAGGGAGUUAUAUAGGAGAGCUGGAGAGGCAACAUUUCGGUGGUAUGUCUCUCGAUUUUCUCAGUUCUUAUCUAGUUUCUUGUUUCCUAGAUUAGGUGUGCUGUUGUGAUGUUCUUGCUCUUGCGGUAGUCAAGAAAUUUUCUGUAGGAAUGUUGGUCUUUUGGCAAAGGGCGACGUAAUGAUCCGUGGAUAGGCUGUUCAAGUUGUAACUGCUCUUCGGCCUGAUGGGAAUACUCAUCUACUAGUAGUAGUUUGUAAGAACUCUUCUAUGCAGUCUCCAACUUGCAGAGUGGAUUGGCUACUGUUGCAAACCAUUGUACUCCUACCAUGCUGUUGUUGCAGCAAUCUUGCUUGCAACUCAGUGCUCUAUGGUUUCCCAAGGGCAAAACAAUGUGGGUUCCAUCUAUCUUUCAGCUGUCUGUAACAUAUACUAAUUCUUUUUUAAUUCAACUCUUCCUUUUUACCCCCUCCAAAAA